Messenger RNA from Ceratotherium simum simum (southern white rhinoceros), 2701 nucleotides. It is a transcript of the gene CABLES1, whose product is annotated as Cdk5 and Abl enzyme substrate 1. Gene Ontology annotation, biological process: regulation of cell cycle; nervous system development. The record is from RefSeq and is a predicted model, not a curated record. Lineage: Eukaryota; Metazoa; Chordata; Mammalia; Perissodactyla; Rhinocerotidae. Gene Ontology annotation, cellular component: cytosol.
UCCCUGGGCGCGGGCCGGGCGUCGGGGGAGCAGUGGCAGCUGCCACGGCCGGCGCCCAUCGCCGCCUGCGCUCAGCCGCAGCAGCCCGACGGGCCCGGGGGCGCCGGGCGGGAAGAGCUGGAGGAGGACGAUGCCUUUACCAGCGUGCAGGUGCCAGCGGUUGCCUUCUUGGGCUCCGGGACGCCCGGGAGUGGGGGCGGCAGCCGGGGCCGCCUCAACUCGUUCACUCAGGGAAUCCUGCCCAUCGCUUUCUCCAGGCAGACCUCGCAGAACUACUGCUCCCUGGAGCAGCCGGGCCAGGGGGGCAGCACUAGCGCCUUUGAGCAGCUGCAGAGGUCCCGACGUCGGCUCAUCUCCCAGAGAUCGUCCUUGGAGACCCUGGAAGAUAUUGAGGAGAACGCCCCCUUGCGGAGAUGUCGAACUCUCUCAGGUUCACCCAGACCAAAGAACUUCAAGAAGAUUCAUUUUAUCAAGAACAUGCGGCAGCACGAUACCAGGAAUGGCAGAAUAGUCCUUGUCAGUGGCAGAAGAUCCUUCUGUAGUAUAUUUUCCGUGCUGCCGUAUCGUGACAGUGCCCAGGCUGGGGAUCUGAAGUUGGAUGGAGGGAGACAAUCAACAGGUGCCGUGAGCUUGAAAGAGAUCAUUGGCCUUGAAGGUGUGGAGCUGGGAGCUGACGGGAAGACUGUUUCUUAUACCCAAUUUCUGUUACCCACAAAUGCCUUUGGAGCCCGGAGAAAUACCAUAGACUCCACUUCCUCCUUCUCCCAGUUCCGUAACCUGAGCCACCGCAGCCUCUCCAUUGGCCGAGCCAGCAGCACCCAGGGGAGCCUUGACACAGGGAGCGACCUGGGAGACUUUCUGGACUAUGACCCAAAUCUCCUGGAUGACCCGCAGUGGCCUUGUGGCAAGCACAAACGCGUUCUGAUCUUUCCUUCGUACAUGACCACAGUAAUCGACUACGUGAAGCCCUCGGAUCUCAAGAAGGACAUGAAUGAGACCUUCAAGGAGAAGUUUCCUCACAUUAAGUUAACACUCAGCAAAAUAAGGAGUCUGAAGCGAGAGAUGCGGAAGCUUGCUCAGGAGGACUGCGGCUUCGAGGAGCCCACCGUGGCCAUGGCCUUUGUCUACUUUGAGAAGCUCGCCCUCAAGGGAAAGCUGAACAAACACAACCGGAAGCUUUGUGCCGGAGCCUGUGUGCUGUUGGCAGCCAAAAUCGGAAGUGACCUCAAAAAGCACGAAGUCAAGCAUUUGAUCGAUAAACUGGAAGAGAAGUUCCGGCUGAAUAGACGAGAACUGAUUGCCUUUGAAUUCCCAGUGUUAGUGGCCUUGGAAUUUGCCCUCCAUCUGCCAGAGCACGAAGUCAUGCCCCAUUACCGCCGCCUGCUCCAGAGCUCCUAGCACAGGCCCCUCGGAGGGCCAGAGACCACUUCCUCUGAGCUCGGCGGAGCGGCACUUACUACUGGAAAUGCGAAAACAGAACUCAUCAGACCCCACUGUUUUCCUCUCAACGUGCUCUUGUGUAGAAGCAGCACCGGAAGCUUUUCAGGGAGUCUUUGGUCUGGCUAGCCGACAUGGGCCGCGAGCUGUUGACUACUCACAGAGAAGAGGAGACCGUGUGGAAGACGGCAGCGGUCCUCCCAGCUCUCCACUUAGCAAGAAUCUCUGGCUGCCUCACCUGGUCUUCCUCCCGGUGAGGAAGGUUCCUCCACACACAGCCUUGCAGGUGUGGCCCAGGGCCUUCUCUCUAGACUCCUUCCAACUCAGAGUAUGAAAUUCUAGAGCAGAGGGGGGAGAGUAUUUGCAGAAGUUGGGGGGAGGCUUUUAAAAGUCACCCUCACUGUGUCAAAAGAGCGUGCCAAUCUAUUUUUGUAUCAGCUGUUGGAAGUGCACUUUCCCGUAGGGAGCAUGGGUGAGCGAGUGUGAGAAUGUAUGUGUCUGAGAGAGAGCCGUCAGCCCUGACCCCCAAAGCCAGUCUCACCCUCCAUAGAGCAGAUCUCAGCCUGGGGUCGUGAGCCAGGCUGACCUUGGGCAGUUACUUCUAGAUAAUCUCUGGAUAAUAAUCAUUCUCUCAGUACCAGAUUGUCUGACAUCCUCUGCCCCUAGAGAAUGACAUUGUUUCUGUUCUGCUCCUACCACCAACGGGACAAAGAAGAUGAGUCGGCGGUGAUGGGUGGGUGGGUGGAGAAGCGUGGGGCAUGGUGCUCUGUGCCCUUCUGCCGUCACACCGUGUGCACAGAUUUCACCUUCGCACUUUUCCCGCCGUGGAGACGGCCAGGGUUGCACUCCGUGGUGUGGAUUCCUGUGCUCUAUGUUAGAGUGCAUAAUGAGCACAUUUAUUGUGCUGUAUAUGUAUAUAUAAAAGGUGUUUUAUAAAAAUCCAGAAUCGGGGUAAGACGCAUGAUGGGCGUUUUGAAGCUUUUGACGGCUGGGACAGACUGCGUCAUGAGCUGAGGUUGAGUCGAUUGACGAGGCAGCCACUCUUGUCAUCGCCACAUACCCAGGGCUGUCAGUGCAGAAUUUUAAUUGUGACUUGUCCUGACUCACUGGGACGACCUGUGCUGGGGCACAUCACCACACCAUCACCCCACAGCCGCAAGAGGGAGGUGCCCACUGGGGUUCGCCUGACUGAAGAAAGCCUGUGGCUGUGUAAAAAGAGAAUUAAAAUAUUUUAUUGUUUCUAUAGACAUGUAUGUGUCUAUAU